AAAGCCAUAGAGAAGAAUGUGCUCUUUGCUCAUCUUGAUGACAAUGAAAGAAGUGAUAUAUUUGAUGCCAUGUUUCCAGUUACUUAUAUUGCUGGUGAGACUGUGAUACAGCAAGGUGAUGAAGGGGAUAACUUCUAUGUUGUUGAUCAAGGAGAAAUGGAUGUUUAUGUAAACAGUGAAUGGGCCACCAGUGUUGGGGAAGGUGGCAGCUUUGGAGAACUUGCACUGAUCUAUGGAACACCCCGAGCGGCAACUGUCAAAGCAAAAACGAAUGUGAAAUUGUGGGGUAUUGAUCGAGAUAGCUAUAGAAGAAUCCUUAUGGGUAGUACACUGAGGAAGAGAAAGAUGUAUGAAGAAUUUCUUAGUAAAGUGUCAAUACUGGAAUCCCUGGACAAAUGGGAACGUCUCACAGUGGCUGACGCGUUAGAGCCAGUACAAUUUGAGGAUGGACAAAAAAUUGUGGUGCAGGGAGAGCCUGGAGACGAAUUCUUCAUUAUACUAGAGGGUACAGCUGCUGUGUUGCAGCGCAGGUCAGAGCAUGAAGAAUUUGUUGAAGUGGGCAGACUUGCACCGUCUGAUUAUUUUGGUGAAAUAGCUCUAUUAAUGAAUCGUCCUCGUGCUGCCACUGUUGUUGCUCGUGGCCCCUUAAAAUGUGUAAAGCUUGACCGGCCCAGAUUUGAGCGUGUUUUGGGUCCAUGCUCCGAUAUUCUGAAACGGAACAUCCAGCAGUACAACAGCUUUGUCUCUCUCUCUGUCUGA
Messenger RNA from Ailuropoda melanoleuca (giant panda), 759 nucleotides. Its product is annotated as cAMP-dependent protein kinase type I-alpha regulatory subunit. Gene Ontology annotation, biological process: negative regulation of cAMP-dependent protein kinase activity. Gene Ontology annotation, cellular component: cytosol; cAMP-dependent protein kinase complex. The annotation marks the transcript as partial. The record is from RefSeq and is a predicted model, not a curated record. Lineage: Eukaryota; Metazoa; Chordata; Mammalia; Carnivora; Ursidae. Gene Ontology annotation, molecular function: cAMP binding; protein kinase A catalytic subunit binding; cAMP-dependent protein kinase inhibitor activity. The transcript has 2 exons.